UAGCAAAGAUGCAGGAUGCUACUAAAUAGAUAAAGCAAAAUAACUACGUCUCUGGGUGUACCCCGAAUGCACCAUACAACACAACAAAUAGUCCUUCCAUCUCUAUCGUUUGACGGUUGCGCCGCCCCCUUCCCUAUCUGAAUGCCUUGUUCGCAUGGGGGGCUCGGAAUAUGGAACGGCGUAUACUGUCAUCAACUCGGCUUUUGAAGCCUACAUUGAGAAUCUACAAUUCAGAAGAAAGAAGCGAGACUCCGAGUAUUCCCAUCAUCCCCUCUCAUGGAACUUUGGAGUUUUCUCCGGUCUCUCCCCACUGUCUGACAGGGGCUGUCCCGAAACGAAGCCAAUUAUCAACAAUUAUGAACUGGGCCCGGAUCGUAUGAUACUUCCAGCAGGUGAUCUUUCCCCAAAUGGUUGCGAGCCUGAGCCUCAGAAGGUUGAUUGUUCCACUGAAGAGCAGGUAUCAGGACAAUUUGCUGACAACAUCAAGCUAGAGGUCGGUACCCAAACUGGUCGGUUUCCUGCCUCUAGGUCUUCAAAUGAUUACCGCAAGCCGUUUGCUCAAUAUGCCAUAGGAAGCAACGAUUCUGCCAGCUUGAAAAGAACUUUUAAUGUGAAGUGUGAACAUGGCGUAAGUAAAGUCGUAUUAAGACUUUAUUUUGCGCUGCUGUCGCCAGUCUACACUCCACUAGAGUUGUUUAUAAUUGACUGAUGUCCUUUGUCUGCUCGCACCUACAAUGAAUAGACUGUUAGGAUGCUUCCUGAUUGAAGGUCUUGUUCCUGCAUCUAUCUGGCAUUUUACCAUGGAUUGCCGAUGCUCAGGAUCUCUUGUCACUGAUUAUGUACUGGGUCUCCCCUGAAAGUCACCGAUUUUCGUCCGACUUUUUGUGGAUUCGGUUUGAGGAUAAUGAAAGUCUUUAAACCCUUAUAAGUC
This is a messenger RNA of Dicrocoelium dendriticum, 931 nucleotides long. The record is from the annotation of a GenBank genome assembly. NCBI's taxonomy places the organism in Eukaryota, Metazoa, Platyhelminthes, Trematoda, Plagiorchiida, Dicrocoeliidae.